Messenger RNA from Linepithema humile (Argentine ant), 5929 nucleotides. RefSeq names its product CREB-regulated transcription coactivator (gene Crtc). Gene Ontology annotation, cellular component: cytoplasm; nucleus. Gene Ontology annotation, molecular function: cAMP response element binding protein binding. Gene Ontology annotation, biological process: positive regulation of transcription by RNA polymerase II; protein homotetramerization. NCBI's taxonomy places the organism in Eukaryota, Metazoa, Arthropoda, Insecta, Hymenoptera, Formicidae. The record is from RefSeq and is a predicted model, not a curated record.
GCUCCAGGUUCCGCGAGUGUCCGCGAAAAACUAGUGCCGCGAGCCAUCAUGGCGAACCCACGGAAAUUCAGUGAAAAGAUCGCGCUGCUGAACCAGAAGGAGGCCCAGGACUCAGCGGCUUUCGAAGCAAUCAUGAAGGAGGUUUCGGACGUCACGAGCAGAGUGGCCUCGGCGAGCAGCUCAGUGGGUGCUAGUCCCACGGGAUCCGGCGUACCGGAGACCCCGCUGUCCGUCAAGAGUGCCGGCGCCAGUCCACCGCAGUCUAGCGGCAAACACCUGCACAUUAACCUGGGGAAUCAGUUCAGAGCGGGCGGCUCGUUGCCGAAUGUUAACAACAAUGUCAAUUGCGGCAGCGAUACGAAAGAACACUCUUCGCCGCACUCUGGCGCGAUCCACUCGAUCGACCUUAAGACGGCGCUCAGCAAUCUGGAGGAGAUGCAGCACAACUCCAUGUACCGCACCGACAACCGAAGCCGCAGCAUGGUAGGCCCGAUGCGAUCGCGGCCCAUGGAGAAGAGGCACGACACGUCGCCGUACAGCGGCGUGCCUUACUUGUCGCCACCGCCGCCGGACACCUGGCGGAGAACAAACUCGGACUCGGCUCUGCACCAGAGCGCCAAUGAAGCUUGCCAGUCGACCUCCGCCAUACCUCAUCGACGAGGUAGCGACGCAUAUCAGCACGUUAUAACCGAAAGCGGAAACGACAACAGAGAUUCUCACCAUGGUUUCAUCGAACGACCAAGAUCUUCAUGCGAAAUGCCUAGAGUGCCUGGGAUUAAUAUAUACCCAAGCUCGCAGCCACCGGGACAGCAAAUACCGAUAGGUAACAACACAGGGUCGUUGCCCGACUUGAGCAACGUACACUUUCCGUCACCUCUUCACACUCCUUUGGAUCAGGAGGAUCAUUCGAGUAGUACGCCGUUCAGCAACAGUCCUCAAACGAGCAGUCCCACAAACCUGUCGCCGACCAGCUUGGCACAAGCUGGUAGGCUCUCCUUUUCACAGGAUCCGUCAAGCGUCCAACAGGGUGUGGCACUGGAAAACAGCACAAGUACUUCGCAACAGGAUCUUCAGAGCUAUCCGCAGCAACCGGCGCCGCCGACAGUGACGGGGACGUCUCACAGUCCGACUGCUGGCCACUACAUUUAUCAGCAAUCGCACAGUCCUGUGCCGCCGCAAAGUCCAAAAACGUCACAGACUCAGCAGCAGCAGCAGCAGCAGCAGCAGCAGCAGCAGCAGCAGCAACAGCAGCAUCAACAAUCACAACAGCUCAAUUCGUUGGGGUCGUACAGGUCCACGCAAUCGGUGAGCAGGCCGUCGCCGCAGUCGUCGCCUAGUCUAACAGUUGAAGGAAGUCCUUUAAGUUACAGCAAUAAUCCAUCAGCGCCGCCUAGUCCUACAGGACAUCCGGGUCCACCCAGCUUGACAUCCGAUGCUAUCGAUCAGAAUACUUAUUUCAUCAAUCAGGCGCAAGCUGCAGCCCUUCAGCAGGACUUCGAGCAGUUUACAAUGGAGUGGCCCAAAUUCGCGCAGCAGCUGAUGGAACUCGGUUGCACCUGGACCACGCAGAUAGAGAUGGACACGCCGGUGCAGGCGAACACUAUCGGAUCGUAUAUCGGAUCACCGAACCACACCACGAAUUAUACACAAAACGACGUGAUUAAUGUCGGUGGCGAAUUAGGCGGUGGAGACGCGGGAUACUUCAGUACGAGUCCACAAAUGGCGUACCAACCCGCGACGACGACGAACACCGCUAACCAACAGCUCACACCACAAACUCCAAACACACCCACGAUCAUUCUCACAGACUUCUCUGGUGCGGACGAUCCAGAAUUCGUGAGAGACCUCGGAACAGCAAUGAUGGGUGACUUUGACCCGGGAAUAUUCCCGUCGGACGACGUCCUCAGACAGGGCCUCGGUCCGAUCGACAUGGAUGGUCUACAAAUGCUCGCUGACCCUACGAUGGUCAUAUCGGAUUCCAGCGCCGAAGCCCGCUUUAGGUUAGAUUUAGAUUAGUUCGAUUUUAAGGGAAGAGAUUUUAUUCAUUUACCAACACCCGAUCGACUAUUGCGUAGGAUAGAAUAAAUUCUAUCCUGAUAUCGCGAUUAAUUCUUAAGACACUUUGACAUAUGGGUACCACUUCUUGGACACUGGCAGAUUUGCAGGGAAAAUGUGUGUGUAUAAAUAUUUAUAAAUUUUAUUUACAGCGCAUACAUUUAUCUAGAUUUAUAUGAAUAUAUCUUUCGUCUCGUGUUCUAUCGCGCAUUUUUUUUUUUUACCUUACGACUCGUGCAUAAUACGUGCGUAUUGUUUUUCAAUGUAACGUUUGGAAAUUACAAUGGAAGUACACAUUAGCCUCCGAAAUGUCACGUGGUAUUUUCUGGAAACCAAGUCAGUGAUCAAUGAAAGUUGUCUCCCGCUCGUGAUAAACCGUUAUUUGACGAUUAAGUAAUAUAAAUCUUUAUUAACCCUUUUUUUAUUUUACACUACUUUGUACAUUGUAUCAUGUAUGAUCUCUAAGAAGCACAAAAGAAAAUGUUUACUGAUUUAUACAUGCUUUUAUCAUAAUGUAAUUAUAGCGAAGUAAUCUACUGUUUAGGCCAAUUUAAAAUUAGAGAAAACGAUCGAUUAUGCUCCUCAACAAGGAGCAUUUAAAAACGCAUAAAGACAUAGAAGUGAGAGAGGAGGGAGAUGCCUAUCGGCGGUACACGCCAGCAGCAAUCUAGAUUUUUAUGUUUCCUUUUCCUCAUUAUAUCCUUGCGAGCAGCUUACGAUCAUAAACAUUUACGUUAGUGGUACCUAGUAGUCUAUGUAGUCGAUUAGUUAUUGUUUCCUCUUACUCUUUUAGGCCGCAUUUUCGUCAUUCAUCGUCAGUACUGAAUUAUACAUAUACGUAUGUAAAACUAUAACUUUUCAGUACUCAGGCAGUGAAUAACAAAACGCCGCUCUAGUAUUGGGAUACACUAUGAGUUAAUCAAAAUACAUAACGCAGGGGAUUGUAUAUUGUUGAACUUGGGCUCGAUUUUUCUUCACUGAAUAUGACGAUCAAAUCCGUGAUAAAGUUAAAAUGAAAUGGCUAAAUUUAAAUGAAGUAAAUCUGAAUGAAUACCAAGACGAUCUCAAGGAGAAGACUGCAUAGGAAUUUCUGAGUAACAGUCUUCUCCACCUUUCAAAUAUGCAAUCCUAUUAUCGAUGAUUAUUGUCGCUUUUGUCAUUUUGAAGAAUGACUGAAGAAUGGUUGAUUAUAAUUUCGAAUUUCGGCAAAUUAUUAAUAUUAUUGCUUUCCUUAUCGCAGAUUAAGCACAGUGAUAAUGAUGGAGUAGGGAAGAAAAUGUCAUAUGCGUGUACCCUCGGCGGUUGUCAAUUGUUUUUUGAAAGUAAUAUACUAUACUUUAUACGCAUUCGAUAGUUUAAUCGAGUGUGAAAUUAAGAUAAUUGAUAACUACGACAUCAAGAAGAUCCUUAUAUCUAUACACAUUGUAUAAGUAGCGUACCAUACCCUUUCUCGAUAACAUUCAAGUUCUUCGUUCUAGUUAAAAACACAAUGUAGGCGAUUAGUGUUAUGGAAUCAGGCUACGACAUGCCGGAAAACGCGGUAGAAUGUACGGAAUGUAGUGUAGCCUGAAUUCAGUGGUGCAUAUACUUCAGCACACGCAAUACACACCUUCUUUCACACUACAUUAAAAUAGAUUGAAAUUUGGACGGACAUAAAAUGAAAUAGUGAAUUCGCUAUUACCGAUAUCACAUUCAUAUCUUAUAAAUAUAGAUCAUCUUCUGUCUGCAAGGGUUAAUUAAAUAUAGCGAAAUGGUGCUAAAGAAGUUCUGGUAAAUGCGAAGUGUCGUAACGGGAAAUGUCCCUUUUUACAUUACCGCUGUUAUGCGCUGUCGGUCGGCGCGCACUUCGUGGCUACGAGAACUUUUUUAUACGCUCUAUACGAAAGGCUUGCAAAGAGAAUAUACCUUGACGGGGAAGAAGUUUAACAAUAAUCUUUACAUAUUUAAAAUGUGAUUAAUGUGACCAAGAGUUGAACCGUCAUUAUAUCCAAAAAGUUUAUCGUAGUAGAUCAGAAAUUCUCUUCCCGUUUGCUCUCUCUCUCUCUCUCUUUUACUUGCAAAGUCUCGUCUCGCGUAUAUGCAAAUGCAAGAGGUGCCAAAAGCGCGUAGAUAUUCGUCGUAGGUUAUAAGAUCGUGCUAUCGACUCAUAAUCGUGCAAUAUAAACGUAUGUAUAUGAUCGUCGGUCGUUUAACAUAAGGUUUAAACCAAGUUAAAUGUUAACCAAGAUCGUGACGUCAAUUUGUCAUUGUCAUUUUAACCGUAAAAAAUUGAUAGGUUUACAAAAGAGGGAUAUAAAAAAAGAGCAUAAAAUUUUAAGUAAAAAAAAGAAGGCGGGUUUAUAUCUGUUAUUGUAUUAUCUAUCGUAUUCGAUAUAUCAUGCGGAGCAAAUACUGCUUUCGGCAUUCACGUUGACACAAAUGUAAAAGAUUACGGGUACUAUGUGUAAUAUGUAUCAUAAAAAUUAAAAAGAGGAAUCAAUACUGAUCUUUUGAUAACUUUUUCUUCAAAUAAAAUUUUACAAACUCGCCUGAAAUAAAAUUGAAUGCACGAAAAGUUCUUUAUGCCAAAAAUUGUAAUGUUGCAAUGAACGAUGUUGAAACAAAUGGCAGCAUUUUUUCUAAGAUAUUUGUUGACUGUGAUUGAUCGAUGAAAAAUAUUACGAAAUUUUAUUUGCAUGAUGCAGAUUGACGCGAAUUACCCGUAAUUCUUUAAUAAAAUUGAUUAGCUUGCGAUGAAAUUCAAAGACAGGAUGUUAAAUGUAAUCCCGCGAUUGACUUCACACUUUAUUACGAUUCAUAUUACAUUACGAAUCAGUUUUAUAAAGGCAAAUAUUUUUCAAAAUAGAAAGUGUGAUAAAACUUGUAUCGCAUCACAUUUUCUAAUUUCGAAAAGAUUGUAGAAUAAUGUUUCAACGUAGCAUGACCAAAGUAUCCUCAGGAAGACCUCAAAGCUUCAAAUAUGUAACGUUGUAAAGUUGUGUCUGCUUUCUUAUUCUGUGCUAUACAAAGCCACGUUGAAGCCUCAGUCGAAAUGAAUUUUAAUGUGCUUCUUUUGUUUUUCUUUCUUCCUAUAUCUCUCUAAUAUUCACACCCACCUUUUAGGUUUUCGAAAUAGGAAAUAUUUUUUUCUAAUCUUAUCCACUCUAAAAACACAAUCUCUCUUUCUCUCUUUCUCUCUCUCUUUCUUUCUCUUUCUCUCUCUCUCUCUCUCUCUCUCUCACGCUCUCUCUCUCCCUCUGUUUUAUCGCAUCGAGGGGAAGAGAGACUGGCUUAAGAUUAAUAAGAUCGCAAGCCUGUUGUAACGUGCAAUUAAAAAAAAUAAGCAGCGGAUGUAAAAGCGUCGCUGCCUAAUCUCGCGCUAGAUCGAUCCAUCGCGUCGAUUCGUGAGGGCUUAAUAAAAGAAAUUUGUAAUAUUUGUAUAUAGCUAAUGUUACACACUGUGGUAAAGAAUUUACCUAUUAUUAUAAAUAAUAUUAUAUAUAAAUAUUAUAUAUAUAUAAAUAUUAUAUAUAUAUAUAUUAUGUAUGUAAUACCGUUACGUUGUUGUACUAUAUUAUUGUGAACACCAUUUCUCAGACAUCGAUUUUUUUAAAUAAAAAAGAAAAGAGCUCUUUCGACACACACUAAAUACCAGGCCAAAUCCGUCACGUUAUUCGCCACGUGUGUGGUUCGCUCGUGUCGGUUAUGUGUUACAUCUAUGUUGCAUCUCGCAGUUCGUUGCAUUCACGUAUUUAUGACUCGUUCAUGCGCAUGUAAAUAUUUGUUCGCUUUGUAUAUGAUUUGCUACACGGUAUCAUAGUAUAGAGGAAAGUUUUAUGCAAAUAUCAAAGGUCGUAUAGCGAUUAAAAUUAUUAAAACAUUCUCUCUCUAAAUA